This is a messenger RNA of Lindgomyces ingoldianus, 847 nucleotides long. RefSeq lists its product as uncharacterized. The coding region runs from base 138 to 770 and encodes 210 amino acids. The record is from RefSeq and is a predicted model, not a curated record. The transcript is spliced from 2 exons. NCBI's taxonomy places the organism in Eukaryota, Fungi, Ascomycota, Dothideomycetes, Pleosporales, Lindgomycetaceae.
CUGGAGCUAUAUAUAUAGCUUGUAGUGGUACUCCCUUCUUCGACCUACACUUGGAGCAAUUUUCAACAUUAAAGACCACACAUUCGAGCUUUCCUGAGCUUCCUUAAGCUUCAGACCCUUUCCCUAACAACACCAAGAUGGCUCUUCCGCCGAAAUUCGCAGGCCAAAAACUGGCAUCGAGUGCCAUCCAACCCGCCGCCGUACACACCCUCGAGCUUUACCUCGACUAUGUCUGCCCCUUCAGCGCCAAAAUGUUUAAAACCGUGUAUACGAGCCCCCUCCGCGACACCCUCACACAAAAAUAUGGCUCUCAAGUUGUCACAAUAUUCCGGCAACAAAUCCAACCCUGGCAUCCGUCCUCUACUCUAACCCACGAAGCAGGGGUCGCGGUGCUCAAACUUGCCCCUAACAAAUUCCUAGAUUUCUCAACGAAGCUGUUCGAGCAGCAAAAAGACUUCUUUGAUGUUAAUGUUGUGAAUGAGACGAGGAAUAACACGUACAAGCGUUUAGCGAAGAUUGCGGGAAGUGUGGGCGUGGAUGAGAAGGGGCUUUACGAGUUGCUGGAGAUUAGUGAUAAGCCUGGGGAGGAUGGGGCUAUGAAUACCGGGAAUGGAGUUACGAAUGACGUCAAGGUUAUGGUGAAGAUGAAUAGACUUGUAGGGGUCCAUGUGACGCCGACUGUGGUGUUUGAUGGGGUUGUUGCUGGGGAUAUCAGUUCGGGUUGGACGAAGGAGCAGUGGGAGGAAUGGUUGGAGAAGAAUAUUGUGUGACUUGGGAAGGGAGACUGAAGGGCGUUUUAAAAAUGAAAUGGCUUAGAAGUGUGGAGGGUAAAUGGACUAAAGCUAUG